Messenger RNA from Miniopterus natalensis, 2189 nucleotides. The record is from RefSeq and is a predicted model, not a curated record. Lineage: Eukaryota; Metazoa; Chordata; Mammalia; Chiroptera; Miniopteridae.
CAGGGGAUCCCAGUAAGGAUGCAAGUAAUGGAGGCAGGAAAGUUGCUUCAUUGCUCUGCACAGCAAUCGGAAUGUCUGAAAUUGGAAGGUUAUUCAGGAUGCCCUAGAGACUGGGUUAUCUCAUCCCGGCCUUCUCUUCCUUCCUUACCCUGUCAUUAUGGUGAUGCUACCCCUUUGUUUUUCUCCCUGCCUCUUGGCUUCUGCUGCCUCUGGCUUUCACUUACUACUGUUCCCACCGUGUCUGGUUUCAGGAUCUGUGAAUGCUUGUGAAAAGACCUCCUUUAUGUUUCUGCGGCAAGAGUUGCCUGUUAGAUUGGCAAAUAUAAUGAAAGAAAUAAGUCUUCUUCCAGAUAAUCUUCUCAGGACGCCGUCAGUUCAAUUGGUACAAAGCUGGUAUAUCCAGAGUCUUCAGGAGCUUCUUGAUUUUAAGGACAAAAGUGCUGAAGAUGCUAAAACUAUUUAUGACUUUACAGAUACCGUGAUACGGAUCAGGAACCGACACAAUGAUGUUAUUCCUACCAUGGCUCAGGGUGUGAUUGAAUACAAGGAGAGCUUUGGGGUGGACCCUGUCACCAGCCAGAAUGUUCAGUACUUUUUGGAUCGCUUCUUCAUGAGUCGAAUUUCAAUUAGAAUGUUACUCAAUCAGCACUCUUUAUUGUUUGGUGGGAAAGACAAAGGAAGCCCAUCUCAUCGGAAACACAUUGGAAGCAUAAACCCAAACUGCAAUGUAGUUGACGUUAUUCAAGAUGGCUAUGAAAAUGCUAGGCGUCUAUGUGAUUUGUAUUAUAUUAACUCACCUGAACUACAGCUUGAAGAACUAAAUGCAAAGUCGUCAGGACAGCCAAUACAAGUGGUGUAUGUGCCGUCCCACCUCUAUCACAUGGUGUUUGAGCUUUUCAAGAAUGCAAUGAGAGCAACCAUGGAGCACCAUGCUGUCAAAGGUGUUUAUCCACCUAUUCAAGUCCACGUCACACUGGGUAAUGAGGAUUUGACUGUGAGGAUGAGUGACCGAGGAGGUGGUGUUCCUUUGAGGAAAAUUGACAGACUCUUCAACUACAUGUACUCAACUGCACCCCGGCCUCGUGUCGAGACGUCCCGAGCAGUGCCUCUGGCUGGUUUUGGCUAUGGAUUGCCCAUCUCCCGUCUUUAUGCACAGUACUUCCAAGGAGACCUGAAGCUGUAUUCCCUCGAGGGCUAUGGGACAGAUGCAGUGAUCUACAUUAAGGCUCUGUCAACAGAAUCAAUAGAAAGACUCCCAGUGUAUAACAAAGCUGCCUGGAAGCAUUACAAAGGCAACCAUGAGGCUGAUGACUGGUGUGUCCCCAGCAGAGAACCAAAAGACAUGACAACGUUCCGCAGUGCCUAGAUACACUUGGGACCCCUAGAACAUCCAAAUGUGGCUUUUGUAUUAAAUUUGGAAGGGAUGGUGUGCAGAACUACAUUAUACCAAAUACUUCACGUCCUUUUCACAACUAUUUGGGUAGAAUAAAUGGAAACCAAAUUCCGUUUAUGCCUGUUAAACCUGCUAAAAGGAUGAAGUUGUACCUGUUUGACACUUAUAUUUUCACAGUUAAUUGAACGUAUUUUUAAACAAUCAUAGUUUUGAUCAACUUUCCCCUUUAUGGUAGACUUCAGAAGAGUAUAAAUCUUUGGGUUUCUACAGGAAGCUGAGUGGUUUUGUCAAAUACUUUUCAUUUUUCAUUUGUGUCUGUGGGAAACAUUUUCUUAAUAAUACUGAUUAGCUAGUUAACCAUUUUUCUGUUAUUUGGAGGAGUUCUGCCAUCCUUUACUUGGUGGAAACUGUAGUACGAUGGUCUUCAUGUUUACCAGUGAUUAACUACAAGUAAAGCAGAAACAGUUGUCCUGUUAGUAUAGAACCAGCUACCUUAAAGCUUCUACACGCAUUGUCUUAGCUCUGAAGUUAACUUACCAUUUAAAAUUUUUAUUACAAAGGAUUAUAAUGAUUAGUUCUGUGUGGGUGUAAGCCUAGAUCAUUGGUAGUCUACUUUGAAUGUGCUUGUGAUUAUACCAGAAACAAACGAGCAGCUGCUAACGUUCUGGAGAAUAAAUUGUGGGCAAAGCAGUGAGUCCCAAAACCUGAACUAUGGAUUGUUGAGAUGACAUGGGGGAGCUUCUGAGAAAGAGCUCUGGGUCCUGCUCCAGACAUGCUGGAUCAGGCUCCCUUAAAA